GUGUGGUACUAAGUGCACAAGCGUCUCUAGCUCAGAGCAGUGUAGCGCAUGUCCAGUUUGAGGAGAAGCCCGUGAAGAAAAAUAAGAACCAUCUCUCCUCCUCUUCCUCAUGUGUUUAUUAUGAAUUUUGAAUUUCAAUUUUUGCAGAACUCCUAGAACUUGAAGAUAACACAGGAAUAUGAAAGAUAUCUGAGACUUAAAAAGAUUAUAAAGGAACAUACAGUUUUUGUUUGCAACUACCCUUUCCUCUGAAGAAUACCAGUUGGAAUCAAAAAAGCAGAAUGAAUUGUUGCUUAUUGCUACCUUUUAUGUUUGGAAUUCCUCUCAUACGGCCUUGCUUUACAGCAACAGAAAUCUCUACAACAGAUGAAGUUAAGCACCUAGUGGGUUCUCAUUUCAGAGUGAAGCGUGGUUGGAUGUGGAACCAGUUUUUUGUACCAGAGGAAAUGAAUAAGACUAAUUAUCACAUUGGCCAGCUAAGAUCUGAUUUAGACAAUGGAAACAACUCUUUCCAGUACAAGCUUUUGGGAGCUGGAGCUGGAAGUAUUUUUGUCAUUGAUGAGAGAACAGGUGACAUAUAUGCCGUCCAGAAGCUUGAUAGAGAGGAACGAUCCCUCUACACUCUAAGAGCCCAGGUAAUAGACGGCACUACUGGAAGGGCUGUGGAACCUGAGUCUGAGUUUGUCAUCAGAGUUUCGGAUAUCAAUGACAAUGAACCAAAAUUCCUAGAUGAACCUUAUGAGGCCAUUGUACCAGAGAUGUCUCCAGAAGGAACAUUAGUCAUCCAAGUGACAGCAAAUGAUGCUGAUGAUCCUUCAAGUGGCAAUAAUGCUCGUCUCCUGUACAGUUUACUACAAGGCCAACCAUAUUUCUCUAUUGAGCCAACAACAGGAGUCAUAAGAAUAUCUUCUAAAAUGGAUAGAGAACUGCAAGAUGAGUAUUGGGUAAUUAUUCAAGCCAAAGAUAUGAUUGGUCUGCCUGGGGCACUGUCUGGAACAACAAGUGUAUUAAUUAAACUUUCUGAUGUGAACGACAAUAAACCUAUAUUUAAGGAACGUUUAUACCGCUUGACUGUUUCUGAAUCUGCACCUGCUGGGACUUCAAUAGGAAAAAUCAUGGCAUAUGAUAAUGACAUUGGAGAGAAUGCAGAAAUGGAUUACAGCAUUGAAGAUGAUUCACAAACAUUUGACAUAAUUACCAAUAAUGAGACACAAGAAGGAAUAGUUAUAUUAAAAAAGAAAGUGGAUUUUGAGCACCAGAACCAAUAUCGUGUUAGAGCAAAUGUUAAAAACCGCCAUGUUGAUGAGAAGCUCAUGGAAUACCAUGUUGAAGCUUCCACCACUUUCAUUAGGGUCCAGGUGGAAGAUGAAGAUGAACCUCCUGUUUUCCUCCUCCCAUAUUACCUAUUUGAAAUCUUUGAAGAAAGCCCACAUGGAUCAUUUGUAGGCAUGGUCUCCGCCAUAGAUCCAGAUCAGAGGAAAUCUCCUAUCAGGUAUUCUAUGACCAGAAGCAAAGUGUUCAGUAUUGAUGACAAUGGCACAAUCAUCACAACUAACCCUCUUGAUCGAGAGAUUAGUGCUUGGUACAACCUAAGUAUUAUAGCCACAGAAAAAUACAAUGUGCAACAGAUUUCUGCAGUUCCUGUGUAUGUGCUUGUUCUUAAUGUUAAUGAUCAUGCUCCCGAGUUCUCUGAAUACUAUGACACAUAUGUUUGUGAAAAUGCAGGCUCUGGUCAGGUAAUUCAGACCAUCAGUGCAGUGGAUAGAGAUGAAUCCAUAGAAGAUCACCAUUUUUACUUUAAUCUACCUGUGGAAGACACAAAGAACUCAAGUUUCAUAAUCAUAGAUAAUGAAGAUAACACAGCUGUAAUUUUGACCAAUAGAACUGGUUUUAGCCUUGAAGAAGAGCCUGUCUUUUACAUAUCUGUCCUAAUUGCUGACAAUGGAAUCCCAUCACUUACAAGUACAAACACCCUUACCAUACACAUCUGUGACUGUGAUGACUAUGGCAGUACACACACCUGCAGGAAUAAGGACCUUACACUUGCCAUGGGAUUCAGAACAGAAGUCAUACUUGCUAUUUUGAUAAGCAUCAUGAUAAUAUGUGGGUUUGUUUUUUUGAUCUUAGGUCUGAAACAGCGAAGAAAGCAGACUCUCUUUCCAGAGAAAGGUGAAGAUUUCCGAGAGAAUAUAUUCAGAUAUGACGAUGAAGGGGGCGGAGAAGAAGAUACAGAGGCUUUUGAUAUUGCGGAGCUGAGGAGCAGCACCAUCAUGCGGGAACGCAAGACACGGAAAACUGCUACCGCAGAGAUCAGGAGCCUAUACAGGCAAUCCUUGCAGGUCGGCCCAGAUAGUGCCAUAUUCCGGAAAUUCAUUCUAGAAAAGCUUGAAGAAGCUAAUACUGAUCCUUGUGCCCCUCCUUUUGACUCCCUCCAGACCUACGCUUUUGAGGGAACAGGGUCAUUAGCUGGAUCUCUGAGCUCCUUAGGAUCAGCAGUCUCUGAUCAGGAUGAAAAUUAUGAUUACCUUAACGAGUUGGGACCUCGCUUUAAAAGAUUAGCAUGCAUGUUUGGUUCUGCUAUACGGUCAAAUAAUUAGGGCUUUUUUAAAUUUUAAAAAUGCUAAUAUGUGUUUGGGCAAACUGGUAGUCGCUUAGUUAAGAGUUGUUUACUCCAGCUCUCAGUGUAGGGGAGGAAAGUUGUAGCGUCUUCGGAUUUUCUGGGCGUAAAUACCCCUUGGUUAUUUCAAGCUACCCACAUGUUGUCCCCAAAUACAGAUGUGGAGUGAUGCUAACCACCAGCUCUCUGCAGGCCAACUCUGUCAUGUAACUGAAAUAUUCCUCUAGCAUUUUUUUCACUACAAUCCAAUACAAAGUCCCAAAAUUUUUGAAUGUUUAAUGUGAGAAAGGCCCUGAACUAAAUCACUUUAAUAUUAUUUCAUUUAUCCAUUUUUUUUUUAAAUCUUACAAAGUGAGAGUAAAAUGUUUAUGUGUUUUAAGUUCCUGAUGCUAUAUGGAGAUGAACACCUAGUAGAAUCUGGUUGAUUAUAUAAAAUUUUCAAAACCUGUUUCUUUUUUAUGAAUAAGCAAGUUUCUGACUGAGAUUCUAUGAUUCACAGUAGUUUGAUAUUUUAAAAUCAUUGUCAAGACCAUACUUGAAAACUGAUUUCAAAUUUAAACAGAUUCUUGGUCUAUGUUAAUUAAUCAGAGAUACAGUAUAGAUCUGUAUUGUCUUUGAUAUAUACAGUAUAGAUUUGUAUUGUCUUUGAUAUUACAGAUUUGUAUAAAAAAGGAAGUAUGAAAGUAUGUCUGGAAGAUUUUUAUGUCAUUUUUUUAUGUAACCAAAAUACAUCUUUACCAUGUCACACUGCAAUAACAAAAUACAUGUCAAGGUUUACUCAACAUUAAAUUUAAACUUUAUGAUAAUUGUGGAAAGCAUGAAAAAUUUUAAGUAAAUUUUUAUUUCCACUAAAAAUUAUAGCAAUAAAUGGAAGAAGUAUUUGAUUCAAAGUUGAAUUAAUAUUCAUCCAAAAUAUUAGGAUCACCCUAACUGAUUCUUACCAAGCAUAGCAUAAAACAUGAUAAAAUUCUCAGCAUUUCCUUUUUAUUAAGAGCUUAGACCAGAACUGAUUCUUCAGUGUCAUUUUUUUAUUAUGGGAUAUAAAAUUAGGUGCAAUGGUUACUUUUAUUGUACCAUUAUGAAGUAAGUAUGCUAAGCUGCUGGACAUGACAAAAUCCAUGGUAACAUCCAGAUAACAAGCUUUAUGAUAACAUCAGAUAAUAAGAUAAUAAAACCCUUUAAUUUUAAUCAGCAUUUUAAGAACGAUCCUUAUUAUUCUAUCCAAAUCAAGAUGGAAUUCAAAAUUCAUAGGUUGAACAGAAAGAAAAUGGUGAAUACAGUGUCCUCAAAAUUGUUUCAUAUGUUCAUUUCUUAUUAGCAGCAUGUGAAAAUGAGCUGAACCAAAUUGACCAUAUAUAUUUAGAUAAAAUAUUUUGAAUAAUUUUUAGCUAAAGAUGAUGGAUUUGAAUAGCUACAGUAUUGUUUUCCUCUGUACUUGGAAACAUAAACACCACACCAUGUAAUAGAAGAGAGGUUUUCCAUCAAUAUCAAUUCAGAUACGAUUAUGUCAGCAACAUAGGUAUCAUCACCUUACAAAAGCCCAAGACUGGAAAUACAACAAUUUAGGAGGAUAUUAAAAGUAGAUGAGAAGUCAUAAGCCACAGAAAAUCUUUAUGCAUUCAUAGCAUCACUUACUUAGGGCAGAGUGUGAAUACUAAACAAAACAAAAUGUUAAAAGAGAAAAACUUGCUAGUAAAAUAGAAAUGUAUGAGUUGAGAGAACAUUUCUAUUUCUAUCAUACUGACAUAAAAAUUGAAAGACUAGACUUGGGGAUAUUUUCAGGAACUAUUCCAUAAAGGAUUACUCCCUGUAUUUAAAAGAUAGUGUUACAUAAUCUUGGUUGAAGAAUUGGAAAGUACGAUAAACAACAGAUAAAUCAAUCCAUGGAAGAUAGAUGAGAAAAACAGAAAUAGGGUUUUCUGAGGAUCUAGUAGGUUCUGUCAUGGGGGAAAGCCUUAGGAACAACUUAUCAAUUUGAAUGAACACUUUAAAAAAUGACCAUCUGCAUCAAUGGGGUUUUAUGUUUGAGUCCAGUGGCACUAAGCAGAUGUGUUAAAAUAAAUUCUGGUUUAGUUGAUGAUGGGACUGUUAAUUAUAGGUACAUAGGAAAAGAACAUACAUGGUUGCAUAUCUAUUUGCUAGUCUAAAUGUGUCCUUUUAAACUAUAUCAAAAAAUACUAUCUGAUUCUUGUACAGAAGUUGCAAUUUCCUAGAAAUUAUACUCGGUCACAUUUCAAUCACACUUGACCUUUUUGUAGUAACCUGAGUGUUGCAAGAACACAGCUGUAUCCUAAGCUAAAGACAUGGCACUAAGAUCUCAUUUUUGUAAAUUUUCAUAGAGGCUAAAUCAAUGCAGAUAUUUAUGAAAAUACCACAGCUUCGCAUUAAUACCUGCAGUGCUUAAAUAUUAUCCUUCGUUAACUCACAGGUUUAUGUGUAAGUCUGGAAUUACUAAUGGUUGAAACAAGAAAAUAUUUAAAGUCCUUUAUAGGGAUCAGAAACUGCCAGUGACCAUAGGUGUUCACUCCCCACCUGUGCUCGAGCCUACCCGUUCUGAGUAUGAAUUAGUGCACUUUUGUUCAAAUAACUGUGUGAACUCUGUUGGUCAAACUGUCUGCUCUUGGCAGAGCUGAGUUUGUCAUCUGUAAAAUAAGGCCCAGUCCCCCUAUUUCACAUGAUUGUUGUGAUGAAGAAGCAGUACCUGACCCAGUAAAGAACUGCAGCGUUACGAGGGUUGAUGCGAUGCGGCUGGAACAUGCAGACCCCCUUUUCCUUCUAGGACUGAGUGUCUCCUCAGCUUCACAGCAUGUUUGUGAUCUGAAUCAACUUUCUGACCCGGCACAGAAGGCACCGAAGGCCAGGUGUUCUCUCUGGGCUCAUUUCUGCAUUCUUAACUCUUCCAUUCUCACGUUCUAGGCCUGAAACAGUCUGUCCCCAAACAUUUCUCUUUUCCUUCCAUUCCUUCACUUCAUUUAGGUCUGUGAUCAACUGUGACCUCCCCAGAAAGGCCUACCUGGCCCUGGUCUUCCACUGUGGCCCUCGCUCUGCCUUGCUUUUAUUCAAAUCACUUAGCCACCUGGUAUUACAAUAUAUACGCACUUUUUUUACUUCUUAUGUCUUUAUCACUUAUUAGAAUGUAAACCCUAAUGGGCAAGGAAUCAUCUGUCUUUUUCAUUUGUUCUUGUCUAAAAUUGUUCAUAGCACAUAGUAAAUGGACCAAUAAAUAUUCCUUAAUGUAACAAUGAAUUCCAAUCUAUUUUACUUGGUCAUGUAUAGAAGCCACAUUGGGUUUUGUUAAAUAAUAAUAUGGAAUUAAUAUAUUUUUCAAAAUAGGUCGCCACUGGGCAGUUCUUGGGUACACUAAGAUUUUUCAAAAUGGUUCUAGUCAUUAUAUGAGUUUGGCGUUUUAACUAGUUUGGAAAUAUUGGUAGUAUCCCCAGGGGCAAAAAAAAAAUGUAAUGCCUUUAAACUGUUCAAUCAAAACAGGUCCUGUGAUAAAUGCUAUAGAAAUUCUCAUAUGAAUAAGUUCCCAUGAAGUGCGAUGAAUAUGAAAACAUGUGCAAUACAUGAGAAUUCUGCUUCCUGGUUACAAUACAAAACUUGGUAACAAAUGUAUUGUUAGACUUGCAAGGCCACUGGAAACCUACAAGGUAGCUUCGUGUUCUUUUAUAUGGCAUAAAAGACAUUGGAUAUCAAAUACACUAAAAGCUGGGAGACAAAAUAGAGAAAUAAAUGGAAGAAAGGAAUAUGUGGCUUUUUAUAUUUCCAAUUAUGUCUGCCUGUCUGUCUAUCAUCUAUGUAUCUAUGUAUCUAUCAAUCAUCUAUCUAAUGAGAUAAAUUGUGAUUUCCUGGAGGAAUUGAGACUAGCACUUCAAUCACAAAGCAGAUCCUUAAUACCCAUUAGAAUGUGCCGCUGCCUUCUUUUCCUAGAGAGCUCUGAGGCUGGAAGGCUGACCAACUGGUCUGAAAUGGCAGACAGAGAGAGGGCAGGGGCUGGACAAAAUGCAGUUCCUAGCUGUUGACAAGGCAAAGCUGCAUAAAUUUCCCAUAGGUUGAGACUGUAGCUGCAGAAAUUUUGCACAGAGGGAAGGUGCUGAGAGGGAGCUAAAACCAGUCAUCCAAAGAAUAUGUCACACAGGCUAAUAACAUCCUUAUUUUUCUAAGGACCUCAAGUCCUUAAAAUGUCUCCAAAUACCCCAUGCAUUAGCCCACAAUAGAGUGCCAGCAUUCUAUGCCUGGCAUUGCAGGGGAAUCUAGCUGUGGGAUUAUGGAAGCGCCAGCUAUGUUUAUUGUGCCCCUUACUUCUGUCUCCAGACAUCAGAGGUCCAGAAGCAGCAGAGUAAUUGGGAGAGGGUGAGAGAGAGAACCUUACAUCGGAUAUAAAGUGUUUUUGACACUGACCAGAAGCUGUGCAAACUGUCUGGGAUUUGGCCAAGGUGGGCAUCAGAAAGAUCAAUGCAAAUGUGUGUAAAAACUGAAUAGUAUAAAACAUUUUCAUGACGUUUCUUUUAAGUUCCAGCUAAUCAAUAACCUGUAUACAUCAACAUAUCAAAUCAAUUUGGAAUUUCAUAUAUUUUAAAUAAUUCAAAAAUCAAUUCUUAUCUAAAUCAGAAGCAAAAUACAAAAAAGUAAACAUAAUUUAUAGUGUCCUUAAAAAUUUGUGAACAUAUGAAAAUAGUUUACAAAACUCUUUCAUGUCAUUCUUUUGUGCUUAUUCAUUUUAAUAUUUAAAACAUGAUAUGUUCUAUUGAAUUCUGCAAUGCUAAGUGAUUUAUCUCAGCUACAAAUAAGGCUGCACAUGUAAAAUAACUCAUAUCCAUGAUUACAUAGAGGUCCAAAUCUGUAAUAUGAUUUGUCUAGAAAAGGAAGUGGAGCUGCUGUAUGUAUUCACAUGUUUCCAUAAUAUCUCAUUUACAUGCUAGUGAGAAUAAGUGGUCUAUGAAGUACAUUUUUAAUUAUUUUCCAGUUGCUAACAUUUCUUUGUUGUGUAAACUUUGAUGAAUUAUUUAAAAUGUUCUCUUUUGGUACCUUAAUUUGUACAGUAAGGAUAUUAAAAAUGGAUAAUCAGAUUUUCAUAGGAAUUAAUAAAAAUAAUACAUAUAAAGAAUGAAUUAUGCCUAACAUAGAGAAUGUAUGACAUUUUAUCUGUUAUUGUUAACAUAACAAUUAUUGCGACAUUAUUAAGUUUAUCUUUAGAAAUGCUCAUAGACCAAGCUCAUUACUCUACAAUUAAUGUGGACAAAAAGAAAAUGAAUUAAUGCAGGACAAUAAU
Molecule: messenger RNA, 7889 nt
Organism: Zalophus californianus (California sea lion)
Lineage: Eukaryota; Metazoa; Chordata; Mammalia; Carnivora; Otariidae
Gene: CDH19
Product: cadherin 19
Exons: 12
Coding region: 282-2597 (771 amino acids)
Biological process (GO): multicellular organism development; cell-cell junction assembly; adherens junction organization
Cellular component (GO): plasma membrane; adherens junction; catenin complex
Molecular function (GO): cadherin binding; calcium ion binding
Source: RefSeq, a predicted model, not a curated record